AUGGGAACGCACACUGUGGUCGCUGUAGUCUCCGGAUUAACCGCUUUGGCUGUGAUCAGCUCCAUUGCCGGUAUCGUCUACAUCGUGAACGAUCUUAACACUUUCUACGACGAUGCCGUCGAGGAUCUCAACAUUUUCAAGGCAAGUGGCAGUAUUUCAGGCACUAAUCUGCUAAAAAAAAAUUUCGUGGAGGUUGCUGAUUCUGCAUGGCAGAAAAUGAUGCCCAAUCCUGCUGAUCUUGCUCGUGAGAGAAAUGUGAAACGAAUCCCGCGUGGAGCGAGAGGAGGAACAGACGGCGGACAAGCAAACAACUGCCCAGUUGGACCUGCGGGACCACCGGGAGAGCCAGGAGCACCUGGAGAGGAUGGAGAGCCAGGACAACCUGGUACGCCUGGAAAUGCCAACACUAAAACCGGCGGCGGUCGGCCCGGCUCAGAUUGUAUUCCGUGCCCUGCUGGCGAACCUGGGCAGCCAGGUCCAGAUGGUCCUCCAGGUCCUCCUGGUCCUGACGGCAACCCUGGAACCCCUGGAACUGGACAAAGCAUUAGCCCUCCAGGGCCUCCUGGACCACCUGGUGACAGCGGAAAUCCAGGAGCUCCCGGACAACCAGGAUCACCUGGACAACCUGGUGCACCAGGGCGAUCUGGAAGAGGAAACCCUGGACCACCAGGACCUGCCGGUGCACCAGGAGCACCCGGACAACCAGGAGCAGAUGGUGGCCCAGCGAACUUGGGAGCACCAGGAGCUCCUGGACCAGCUGGAGCACCCGGAAAUCCUGGAGCUCCAGGUACCGAUGGUCAACCUGGCCGACCAGGUGAACCAGGAGAGACGGGAGGUGACGCCGAAUAUUGUCCAUGUCCGGCAAGAGGAGCUGCUGCUGUACAAUCAAGCGUGCCAGCAUCCGAGAAUCAGGUACCACCUGCUGGAGGAUACCGCAAACGCGUCGUUCGCCGUCCGCAUGGUCUUUCAAAGAGGAUCGUCGCCUAA
Molecule: messenger RNA, 987 nt
Organism: Ostertagia ostertagi
Lineage: Eukaryota; Metazoa; Nematoda; Chromadorea; Rhabditida; Trichostrongylidae
Source: the annotation of a GenBank genome assembly